AUGGAGAAUGACUCUCAAGCUUUCCUCGAACAGCUGGGAGGUGAAGAUGCCACAAACAUCCGCGAAACCGCCACAGGUUCCCGCUACUCGCAUUCCCAAGCCCGGGGCCGUGGGGACUCAGGAAGCGGCCGAGCGCCCAGCGCCCUGCACCCGGCUCCGCUGCUCCCGCCCCGCAAACCCAGGAGGGGAGGAGCCGAGGAAUCGAAAGAGAAACCCGGGGGAGGCGGGGGCACUGGCGGCCGCCCGGCGCGGGGCGCGGGGAUGGAGCUGCGGGCGCUGCGGCGGUUCUGGCUGCUUUGCUGCUGCUGCUGCUGCUGCUGCUGCGGCGGCGGCCGCGGCCUCCCCGCGGACCCCCGCGCCACCCUCACGGCGACGGAGCCGCGGAGCCGCGAGCGACAGGCAGCCGCCUUCCGGGAAAGCCUUAAUAGACAUCAGUACUUGAAUUCUGUAUUCCCUCAUGACAACUCUAGUGCCAUCUAUGGAAUAAAUCAAUUUUCUUAUUUGUUUCCGGAAGAGUUUAAAGCUAUUUAUUUAAGAAGUAAGUCUUCCAGAUUGCCCAGAUACAGAACAGAGGUGCAAACAUCCAUACCCAAUGUAUCUUUACCAUCAAGAUUUGACUGGCGGGACAAACAUGUUGUAACCCAAGUGAGGAACCAACAAACUUGUGGAGGAUGCUGGGCCUUCAGCGUGGUGGGUGCCGUGGAAUCAGCAUAUGCAAUAAAAGGGAAGCCUUUGGAGGACCUGAGUGUACAGCAGGUCAUCGACUGUUCCUAUAAUAACUACGGCUGCCAGGGAGGCUCUACUCUCAGUGCUUUGAACUGGCUGAAUAAGACGCAAGUAAGACUGGUGAGAGAUUCAGAGUACCCAUUUAAAGCACAGAAUGGCCUGUGCCAUUACUUCUCUGAUUCACAGUCUGGAUUUUCGAUCAAAGGUUAUUCUGCAUAUGACUUCAGUGACCAAGAAGAUGAAAUGGCAAAAGCACUUCUUACCUUUGGCCCCUUGGUAGUGGUAGUAGAUGCAGUAAGCUGGCAAGAUUAUUUGGGAGGAAUAAUACAGCACCAUUGCUCUAGUGGAGAAGCAAAUCAUGCAGUUCUCAUAACUGGAUUUGAUAAAAUAGGAAAUACUCCAUAUUGGAUUGUGCGGAACUCAUGGGGAAGUUCAUGGGGAGUAGAUGGCUACGCCCAUGUUAAAAUGGGAGGCAAUAUUUGUGGUAUUGCAGAUUCUGUUUCUGCUGUAUUUGUGUGAUAUGUUGGGAAGAUCAAGGGACAGCAACAAAAAUGAAGGUUCAUAAUGAGAUGUAGCAAAGAACUCCAUUCCCAGCACUGUUCGCCUUCAGGCCACUGGCUCCAUGGCCUAGGAGGGCUCUGUGUAACAGUUUCUAGACCCUGGGAUGAAGGUCACUUUAGGAAUCUCUUCAAUUUGAAGAGGAUUUUAUCUGGCUUGAUUGUUGUUUUUGUUUGCCUUUAAUGAUAUACUUCCAGUAAGAUUAGAGAGGAUAAGAAUUUCUUAUCCUCUGUACAAUAUCAUCACCAGCCAUAGCUUACAUUGAUAUACAAAAAUGGUCAGCCUGGAAUAAGGUGUGCUUCUCACAGUUAUCAUCACAGCCCUCGGAGAUGGAAUUUCUUAAAGAUUUUGAAAGGCCAAUUGCUUUACCUCCACAAAAGAUGCUUACCCUUGAAACAGUCGAAAGGUCAUAUAGAAAGCAACAAAAGGACAAAAACCACUUUUUAAGAGAAAUUGAUUGAAAUUAAAGGACCAGUAUGGUGACUGUGUGGGAGGAAAAAUUCCAGGAGCAUUGCUUGAGAGAUAAAUUACUAUUUGGAAAAUUUUGUUGUCAAUAGGCUUCCAGGAGGGUGUUAUUUCUUCCUUUGUCCUCCCUGUAUUGAGGAGGAUGCCUCCCACUCUUUCUUCUUGUUCUUUACUGUAAUGCUCCUAAACAUUCCAGGUGGUUUGGCUUCCCUGGCUAAAGAAGUGUCAUUUUUCACUUUCCAUUUCUAUUUUAUAAUCAUUUUCUUGGCUCCAUUUGCCUCUAAGCCUUUAUCAAAUCAGGAUCUUACUUAUCUGUUCCUCCCCUCAUUCCUAGGCACCACCCCUUUCAAAGCCCAAGCCUAGCAAUCUGGGCUAUCAGUCAAACUGACUUUCCCAAUCUGUCUGUUUUCCCACUUUUCUGCUUGCUUUUCUCAGACUCCCAUACUAACCACGUUUUUGUGUAUCCUUUUGGCUUCUACGUGGUUCCGGUUCUCGAUGCCAAUGUUUUCUUUAGCAGAAGUCAUCAUGUGUGGGUGUGUGACAGAGUAAGAACCUCAGAGCAGAAGAGCUGAUCUUCUGACUAAAUAUAAGUACAAUAAGUACUUAUUCAAUAUUCAAUGGAUUCAUGUAAGAAAAUAAUGAAAACAAAAAUUUAAAUGUAACGGCAACCACUAAAAAAAUUGAAGCCCUCCCAUUUUUCCUCUCAUUUUUGAGCUUUGUUUAUCUAUCCCCUUUAUUAGAAAGUGAAAAUCAAAAACAAAACACUGUAUUUCUUUGUUUUACACCAACCAGAAGCAAUCUCAAAAAAAAUACUGUUGACUCAAAUUUAGAAAUGUUCCAGGAAGAAAAAUAUUGAUAUUCUGAUUAAUAUUUUAAUUAUCCAAAUAUGUCAGAAGGGGACUGUGUGCUGGUUGUUUUAGCUUGUAUUUAUUUACUGAUUUUUAUACACUGUAAGUGCUUUCCUGAUACUCUUUUUCAAAUGUUAAAGACUUUUUAAAUUACAAAAUGAUUAAUACCUCUUAGCUGUUCUGGAUUUUGAUGACAUUUAUAAUAAAACAACCUAUAUUUGACUUUGAUUGAAGUAGACUCUUGAUAAGAACGUGACCUACAUUUUGUGAACAGUGUUAAUGUGCUUAAUUCCCAUAAGCUUUUCUCAGUUCCAAAUCCAUAUAUUCAAUUUUUGGUUGUCUCUAUAGACACCUGAACCUCAAUGUCUAUAAAAGUAACCCCUUCGCUUCCCCUCUUCUAAAAAAAGCAGAAAAAAAAAAAUAAAAAGAAAAAGGAAAAACUUA
Neogale vison (American mink) is the source of this 3041-nucleotide messenger RNA. It is a transcript of the gene CTSO, whose product is annotated as cathepsin O. The transcript has 8 exons. Gene Ontology annotation, molecular function: cysteine-type endopeptidase activity. The coding region runs from base 1 to 1245 and encodes 414 amino acids. Gene Ontology annotation, cellular component: lysosome. The record is from RefSeq and is a predicted model, not a curated record. Lineage: Eukaryota; Metazoa; Chordata; Mammalia; Carnivora; Mustelidae.